Messenger RNA from Drosophila sulfurigaster albostrigata, 3192 nucleotides. Its product is annotated as 3'-5' RNA helicase YTHDC2. The record is from RefSeq and is a predicted model, not a curated record. Gene Ontology annotation, molecular function: ATP binding; RNA binding. Bases 107 to 3073 code for a protein of 988 amino acids. The transcript has 4 exons. Lineage: Eukaryota; Metazoa; Arthropoda; Insecta; Diptera; Drosophilidae. Gene Ontology annotation, cellular component: intracellular anatomical structure.
ACAUUUAACAAUAUUAAGCUGUUGGGUGGCUGUGUUUAGCGUCGUUCGCAAAAUUUGUUAAAUUGUGCAUGUUUACAAACAAUAACUUGAAUUAAAACAAAAUACAAUGGCAAACGGCAAACAACGCAGCGGACGUAAGCGCCGAAACAAGAAAAUCGAAGAAGGCGCCGCACAACUGCUGUCAACUUCAACAGUUGCCAAAGCAAAACCAAAAACCAAAUCAAAGGCUAACAACGAGAAAAGCAAACUGACGUUUAGCGAACAAAUUGUAAUGCAGGAUCGUGUUCUCGAGUUUCUCAAGAGCGACGCGCUCACCGAAGAGUUCAGCGGCCUCACCAAUGCCCAGCGCAAAGAGAUCCAUCUAUUUGCCCGCCAGCACGGCCUCAAGACGCGCAGUCGCAGCACCAACGGCGACCGUGUGCUCACAAUCAGUCGCAAGGACGCCAGUGGCUACGGCGCCGAAAUGCGCCACUUGGCGGUCAUGGUUAAGCUGCAAGUGUCGCCACUCCUUCAAAUAUCGCUGCAGCAAUCCCUCCAGGAUCUCGACCGUCGCCAGCUGGCACCUAUAUCGCGCCACAAGGGCGAAUUCUCUCUGCCAGGUGGCGGCCUGGUGGCCCGUCCACGUGUGCCGCGCCAACGACGUCCCAAUCGUGCCAUGGCCGCCGAGCAGCGGCAGCUGCCCGUCUACGGCAAGCGGGACGAGUUGAUGCAGCUACUCCAUUCGCAGCAGGUCAUCAUCAUCAAUGGCGCAACUGGCUCCGGCAAGUCGACGCAGGUGCCGCAAUUCCUGCUGCAGCAUGCCACAGAUCAUGGCCAGCCGGUGCGCAUUGUGGUCAGCCAGCCACGUCGCAUUGCCGCUGUGAGUGUCUCGGGUCGCAUUGCCGAGGAACGCGGCGAGUCGCUGGGCGACACUGUGGGCUACAUCAUACGCAUGGAGAGCCAGCACAGCAGCAAUACUGUGCUCUCGUUGACCACCAGCGGCUGCUUGCUGCGUUCGUUGGCCAUGAAUGGCAACGAGUUCUUUGCGAACACCACGCAUCUGAUCAUCGAUGAGGUGCACGAUCGUGAUCUCAACACAGACUUUCUACUGCUCGCCGUCAAGCUGGAGUUGGAGCGCAAUCGGCGCCUCAAAGUCAUACUGAUGUCCGCUACCAUGGAUCUGCAGGCAUUGUCCAACUAUUUCAAUGGUGCCCCGGUGCUGUAUGUCGAGGGACGUAGCUUCAAUGUGCAGGUCUAUUCCCUGGAGCACAUACUCCUCGAGACGGGCUAUCGCACACCGCAAAUGCUGCAGCUGCUGGCGCACGUUGAGCAGCCGACACAGGAGCAGCUGCUCGAUGCGUAUUUGAGCACUCAGAUCAAGCAGGAGGCGAACAUUGACAAUGCGUUGAUUGUGUCGCUGCUCGAGAUGCUGUUGCAUCAGGGCGUCAAGGGUGCUGUGAUUGUCUAUUUGCCUGGCUAUCAGGAUUUGACAAUGCUGCGCGAUCAGCUGAAGGAAACUUUGCCAUCGCAUCUGAUCAAAGUGCUGCUGCUGCACAGCCAAAUCGAAGGGAGCAUGCAGAGCGAAGUGUUUCGCGUCCAUCCCGAUUUGCAGCUGAAAAUUGUGCUCAGCACGAACAUUGGACAGACGUCGAUUACGAUUGCGGAUCUGUUGUAUGUCAUCGACACGGGACGCUCCAAGAUGAAGAACUACGAUGUGCAAACAGGCGCCUCGCAGCUGGAUUGUGCGUGGAUCUCCCAAGCGGAUGCAAUGCAGCGCACCGGACGCGUCGGACGUCGCACGAAUGGCAUCUGCUAUCGUCUGUAUAGCAGCGAGCAGUUCAACAGCUUCACGCGCUUCAUUGUGCCCGAAAUGCUGCGCACCACCCUCGACGAGAUCUGUCUGCUGGCCAAGAUUGCGAUGCCACAGCGACGCUUGGAGCAGUUCUUGGCACUCGCGCUCGAUCCUCCGGAUACGGCUGCGGUGGCCAAGAGUUGUGCGAACCUAAAGCUGUUGCAUGUGCUCAACGAGGACGAAAGUGUCACGGAGCUGGGACGCAUCAUUGCCGAGCUGCCGUUGAAUGUGUCGCUGGCCAAGUGUUUGGUGUACAGCGUCUAUUAUCGCUGUGCCGGCAGCAUGUGCAUCAUUGCCGCCUUCUACUCGGUGCGCGAUCCAUUCGUGUUGCCCGUCGAUCGUGGGGCACGCAACGAACAGCGCAAGGCACGCAAGCUCUUCUCACUCGAUGGCUGCAGCGAUUCGCUGGGCAUGCUUCAGCUCUAUACGGAGUAUGUGCAUCAUCGGUCGAUGGGCAUACGCGCCGCUGAGGAUUAUUGCGAUCAGCAUUAUGUGUCCUACAAGCUGAUGGACUUGUUUGUGGCCACGGUGCAAACGGUGCGCAAUUCAUUGCGUCGCGCCAUCAAAUGCCACGAUAUGGGACUCGUCUCGCGCAACGAUCGCGACAUGAAUGUGCUGCGCAUGUGUUUGGCUGCCGGUUUGUAUCCGAAGAUCUGCUACAUCGAUCGUCCGUUUAAUGGCCGUCGUCGCUUCAUCGCCGAGGGCGAUCCCCUGGUGCAGCUGUCCCGCAACUCGGGCAUGACGUUGUGCUUUGACAAGAAGCCGAAAUGCGAUCUGUCCGAUUGGCUGAUCUUCGACGAGAAGUCGCGCACUGGCGGACAUAUAACGAACAUUGAUCAGGUCACCUUGAUCAGCACUCUGAUGGUGGCACUGCAGUGUGGCAAGGUGGCCAGAUUGGAGGUCGUUAAUCCGCUGAUAGUGGAAACAGAUGAAUCUGACGACGACGACGACGAUGAUGAGGCAGAGACGGAGGCGGACGCGGACGCGGAGGAAAAGCCGAAGGAACACGUUGAGAAAUCGCUACUGUACAUCGAUUCAUGGAUACGCGUGCUAGUGGACAGCAAAUUAGGACAAAAGCUAAUGAGCUUGCGCCAUCAUUUGGCCGGUGAGUUUAUGGACAUGGUCGAGGGACGUCUCAUGAUCGUCGAUCGCUGUCCCAGCGCGGAGCAUGUGAAGACGCUGCUUGAACUAAAUGCGAACAGUUCGGGUCUGUCUUCAAAGGAUAUUGGGUUAUUAGACUAGAAGAGAUUUAUUAUGCGGUGGAGUGAAGAAACCAUCUAUCAAGAGAAAUACUCAAUGAAUUUGAAAAUGAAUGUACAACAAAACUCAAACAUAUUUCAUGUAUACUAUAUAUAUAGAAA